AUGUGUCGCAUCCAACUUCACUGCCCGAGCACAUCAAAGACCCUUGACAACUUUGUCAUCGGCGCGUACCAGAAGCCAGAGCAAGUCCUACAAGGCGUGCGACUGGCACUGGACCUCAAGUUCGCAGCGCUCUACACCACCGACGCAAAGCCUAUCAGCGAUCCCAGCAAGAUGCUGCAGGAUGACGAGCGCGUGCUAGUCGCUGCCAGUGCGACGGAGACCAUGUUGCCGGAUGCGGUGUACGGCUACGCGAUGUACGCCGGUGAAGAAGGCGAGGAUGUUGAUAUCGACGUCGAUGGAUAUGGCAUGGACUGGCAGGACCUCACCGACCGCGAGAAGGCCGCCCACAUUCUCAGCUUGGUGGAGAGCAAGCCGCCGACGAGAAACAAGCUCCGCAUCACGCGGGAGUGCGGCGCUGUAAGAGAAGAACUUGCAGCGAUCAACCAGCAGGAGCUUGACACCGCGACCGCACCGACUACGGAGCACGAGACUGUUAUCCAAGAACGAUGGGAUACAACUCUCGAUGCGUUCAUAAAGCAGAUCGCGAAGCACGCACCUACUCCGGCCACGAAGUCGCACAUAACUUCGUCGUCGCUAUCCUCUUCGACCAUCUCAGCUCUAUCAGUCCUAUCUUCCAUGACGCUUGGACAGGCGCGCCUCGCCGGCGAAGUGCUGUGCGAGGCUGUUGCAAUGCGUCUGGAGAAGGACCAGGACGAGACCAAAGACCCCGUCCCACGUGAAGACGAUGUGAAGAACGCCGUAGAGAUAGUGUUCGAGCGGGCUGGUGUGAUACCAGCGAAGUUGACGAAAGUCAAGGGAGGAAAGGCAAAAGACCGGAAGAGGGCAAAGGGAAGGGGAAAGACCGUGGGUGGCAAUGCCAGUCUGUGA
Bipolaris sorokiniana ND90Pr is the source of this 888-nucleotide messenger RNA. RefSeq lists its product as uncharacterized. Bases 1 to 888 code for a protein of 295 amino acids. Lineage: Eukaryota; Fungi; Ascomycota; Dothideomycetes; Pleosporales; Pleosporaceae. The record is from RefSeq and is a predicted model, not a curated record. The transcript has 2 exons.